Messenger RNA from Abrus precatorius (Indian licorice), 1145 nucleotides. Its product is annotated as 2-alkenal reductase (NADP(+)-dependent)-like. The transcript is spliced from 5 exons. The coding region runs from base 1 to 1041 and encodes 346 amino acids. Gene Ontology annotation, molecular function: oxidoreductase activity, acting on the CH-CH group of donors, NAD or NADP as acceptor. The record is from RefSeq and is a predicted model, not a curated record. Lineage: Eukaryota; Viridiplantae; Streptophyta; Magnoliopsida; Fabales; Fabaceae.
AUGGAAGUGACAAACAAAUACAUAGUAGUGAAACAUCACAUUGAUGAUGCACCCAAAGAAUCCCAUUUUGAGAUCAAAAAUGGGGUUUUUGCUCUGCCAGUUAAAGCAGGAUCUAAUGAUAUCAUUGUGAAGAAUCUCUACAUCUCAAUUGACCCUUACCAGAUUAACCGCAUGAAGAGUUACAGCUCCUCCCAGAGCGCCAUAAACUUUACAGUGCGCAUAACUCCAGGCGAGGCUAUUGAUGCUCUUGUUAUUGGAAAAGUUGUGGCUUCAGGGAAUGCUAAGUUUGAGAAAGAUGAUUUAGUGAUGGGAGUGUUCACUUGGGCAGAGUACUGUGUGGUCAAAGAAGAAAGCAUAAUUAAAAAAAUAGACUCCUCUGAAUUUCCACUCUCUUAUCAUCUUGGAGUUCUGGGGUUUAGUGGAGUGUCAGCCUAUGUGGGAUUUUUUGAAGUGUGUAAGCCCCAAAAGGGUGAAAAGGUUUUUGUUUCAGCAGCCUCUGGAUCAGUUGGAAAUUUGGUAGGCCAAUUUGCAAAACUUUUUGGUUGCUACGUUGUUGGUUGUGCUGGGAACCAGAAGAAGGUAGCACUGCUCAAGGAAAAGCUAGGAUUUGAUGAUGCAUUCAAUUACAAGGAAGAAGCAGAUCUGAACGCCACUCUUAAAAGGUACUUUCCUGAUGGAAUUGACAUAUAUUUCGACAAUGUUGGGGGAAAGAUGUUAGAGGCAGCGGUUGCUAACAUGAAAGCAUUUGGAAGAGUGGCUGCAUGUGGGGUAAUAUCUGAGUACACUGAUGCGGGAAAAAGAGCUUCUCCAAACCUGCUGGACGUUGUGUACAAGAGAAUCACCAUUAGAGGAUUUUUAGCUGCUGACUUUAUGAGUGAUUUUGAAGUUAUUUUGGCAAAAAUUUUGGCUUACCUUCGAACAGGGAAGUUAUAUGUGAUUGAAGACAUGUCAUCGGGUGUGGAGAGUAUCCCUCCUUCUUUCGUCGGACUCUUCAAUGGAGAUAACAUUGGAAAGAAACUUGUAACUUUAGCAGAGGAAUGAGUGGGUCAGAGAGGCUAAAAUGUUACAAGUCUUCUUUAUGAAAGUAGCAAGUGUUAAGAAUACUACCCGACCCGUGCACCGCACGAGCAAUAACGUGUUUUGAU